GAAGACAAUCCUGCAUUUCUCAACUACCGUUCGGAGAGAGGCCGCGUGCUCUACGGCGAGGACGUCUACAUUAUAUACCGCUAUUUUGAGACGAUUAAAAGAAACCCCGUUGGCCAUUUGAGUGGGGGUUGUCCUACAUCUUUCGGGAUGUCGCAGCUUCAUUCUGUUGCUGGAUGA
Messenger RNA from Ilyonectria robusta, 177 nucleotides. RefSeq lists its product as uncharacterized. Lineage: Eukaryota; Fungi; Ascomycota; Sordariomycetes; Hypocreales; Nectriaceae. The transcript has a single exon. The annotation marks the transcript as partial. The record is from RefSeq and is a predicted model, not a curated record.